This is a messenger RNA of Aspergillus sclerotioniger CBS 115572, 1779 nucleotides long. Its product is annotated as putative RING finger domain protein. Gene Ontology annotation, cellular component: SUMO-targeted ubiquitin ligase complex. Bases 394 to 1437 code for a protein of 347 amino acids. The record is from RefSeq and is a predicted model, not a curated record. The transcript is spliced from 3 exons. NCBI's taxonomy places the organism in Eukaryota, Fungi, Ascomycota, Eurotiomycetes, Eurotiales, Aspergillaceae. Gene Ontology annotation, molecular function: ubiquitin-protein transferase activity.
CACCGCCUGACCCAGCGUUGCCACGGCCAUCCUGGAACGACGGGGAAAACAGAAAUCGUACUUAAUAAUAACGACUAACGAAGCCCUUUGGCAAGAGCCCGUGAGACAUUUGCAUGGUGACCAGCUGGACAAAUAACGGCGCCAGGAGCCACCGGAGACAGACAGACAUGCCACUCCACCGCAGGGCCUCGGACCCAGACCACUUUGUGAACAGUACUACUAAGCAUGGCCUCCACCAACCGCAACUGAGGCCUAACUUCGGCUGUUAAUCACUCCCUCGCCCUCCUACCAACAAAUCGCCCGCCCUUGUCUUCUUCCUCCUUUCACAACCUCCCCUCUUUCCUCCUUCCUCCUCCCACCUGUCUCCUCGCUAUACGGCUUGCAUCUCCGGCCAUGAGCGACGACUCCGGUGUCCUCUUCGUGGGUUCUCGCCCCAGAAAGAGAACUCAUCGUGAAAUGUCCGAAACAUCAUCCGAGCGCGCAUUUGCUGGACCUUCAUCCUCUUCAAGAACUCCUGGAUCGUCGUUGCCACCGCUUCGGAGGUACCCGGGCGAUGGCCUCGAUUUCCGUCGGCCGGUUACAUCGGCCUCACCGCAGAUAGAUGAAGUGAUUGAUUUGACCAACGAACCGGAUACCCCCGAACAAACUGCCCGCCAUCAACCUCCUUUUCCAGCGGAGAUUUCUCGCCGUCCACGUCCACGUCCACGUCCACGUCCACCACGGUUUCCCAGGGACAUCCUGACGGAGGUGGUGGAUCUAGAGGAAGAGCCCGAUAACGGCAAUCAUCAAGAUCAUCCGGAUAGCCCAGAAGUUCAAUUCGUCGGAGCAACGGUUUUGCGGCCACAAUUACCGCCCCUAGAACGACAGCCACCGCUUCUCCCCUAUAAUCGGAUGCCCACGCCAAUGUGGCGCGAUGUAGUACUCCCUCCAACUCCACCUCGUCAGCCGGGACGGUUUGAUUACCGGCCGUUCACCCUUAUGCGUAUUCGAGAUGACUUUCCUCGUCUGAGUGAAAUGGAGUCCUUCUGGAUCGGCAACGGCCGCGCGGGCGCUGUCGACCUAACAAUUAACCUGGAUGUGGAUGGGCCUUUAGGCCUGGACUAUCAGCUUACGGGCGUGUCGCCAGAAAGAGCGCCUGGAAACUCCUACAAGCCCCCUAGUCCGCCACCCGAGGGCUUCACCAGGAACAUCGAAGAGGACGAUGUUGUUAUAUGCCCCAACUGUGAGAUGGAGCUGGGCAUGGGUGACGAGGUCAAGCAGCAGAUCUGGGUAGUGAAGCAAUGCGGACAUGUUUAUUGUGGCGAAUGUGCCUCUAAUAGAUCGCUCUCCAAGGCGAAGAAAACCACAUCGAAGACGAAGGCUUUCUCUAAAUGUCAGGUGAUUGGGUGUCAUAAGCCCGUGAGCUCACCUAGGUCGAUGUUCCAAAUCUACCUCUAAUGGUCGAUGCAUAUUAUUCCGGGAGUUCAUAUAUUAAUCGCAUGGCGAUGGUGGCGCAAGGGCGGGGGCCUUCUUUUAAACCCACUCGGGAUCUUCACGAUAAGCUAUUUUCGAUAUACCCUCAUUGCAUUGUUUCGGUUGGUUUGGAUUUUUGGCCGGGGUUUAUUUCUAUAUGUUAUAGCAUAGAGUGUUUUGGGUAUAAGGUGCAAUGCUUUCGGCGGCCCAUGUGAAUAAUGAAAACUGUUUGCCAGCAGACGAUGGCGCUCCACAUCAUGGGAUAUCAAAUGAAGACAUUCUGUACAUAUGAUACAUAUAAUUUAACCAAAGACAGAGUCGGGUUCG